CUGCCGGGGUAACAGCGCGGUGGCCGCCAUCUUGCGUACGGCGGUGCAGCUUGCCCAGAUGCUGAGGGCUUGGGGUUUAGUUCCUCUCUGCUUUGGGGCGGUGUUUGCGUGUUGCUUUUACCUUUUCAGAUGUUCGUGUCUUUCUAGACGAGGAUUUUAUUGGGAGUUAAAAGUCAAUGCAGAGCUGUAGUGUAAGAUGCCUUAUGGUGAAAUUGAAGCAAAAUCCUUGGAUCAUGGUGAAGAACUAACAAGUGAACCAUGCUAUAAAAAAUUGAAGUCAACUGAAGAGGCUUAUGUUUUUUCCCACCAUAGUAGUGCUGAUUUUCACAGAAUCCAAGAGAAAACUGGGAAUGAUUGGGUUCCUGUGACCGUUGUUGAUGUCAGAGGACAUAGUUAUCCUCAGGAGGACAAAAUCAAAGCUACAGACUCCCCGAAACCUGUGCGUGAUGAGGUGCCUGGUAAUAAUAGACCAGAUGUUAUCGAAUCCAUUGAUGCACAGAUUUUACAGGAUACAGGUCCUCCAUUGGUAUCCACAGAUGAUGAGAUAUAUAGCACAAGUAAAGCAUUUAUAGGACCCAUUUACAAACCACCUGAGAAGAGGAAAUGUAAUGAAGGGAGGAAUCAGUCAGGCACUAUCAAUGUUAUAGCUGACAAAGGACAAGAAACGAAACAGAAAUUUAACUCCAAAGAAUCAGAGCUUGACAAUGAAUUAUUCCAGUUUUACAAAGAAAUUGAAGAGCUUGAAAAUGAAAAAGAUGAUUUGGAAGGAAGUUGUAAAGAACCUGAACCCUCUGAGGAACAAGUUACUGCCUGUCAUCAGGGCCAUAAUAAUGGUCUGUUAAAAUCUGAAGAAGGAAAGAAAAGAGAUCUUAGUAAUGUUCUUCAGUCACAUUGUGGUUAUCCACAGCACGUGGGAAACGAGCCAGGCAAAUAUCCUUGUAAUGGACAAGUAAUACCUGCAUUUUGUGAUGAUUCGUUUACUUCCUUCAGGCCUGAAUGGCAGUCAGUACAUUCUUUUAUAGUACCCCCUGGUCCUCCUCUUCCCAAUUUUAACUAUCAUUUAAAUAUUCAAAGAUUCGAUGCUCCACCAAAUCCACCAUCAAAUAUUUUCCAUGCCCAAGAUGGUUCUCAGUUUCAAAAUGGGUAUUAUGUAAAUGGUUGUCACGUUAACUGGAACUGUUUGACUUUUGAUCAGAACAAUGACUAUAUUGAUUGUAGUGAGAACACCAGUAGAGAUCAUUCCUCUACAAAUGGCUACAAUGUGCAAGAUGGAUAUGUGAAUAAUGGUUUCUAUGAAACCAGUGAAGGAUGUUGGAAAGAUACUUCUAUGGACAACCAUCAUGGAACACACAGGCUUAUGAACCAGCAGUUUCAAGAGGAAAAGUUAAAUAAAUUGCAGAAACUACUUAUUCUUUUAAGAGGGUUGCCUGGUUCUGGGAAAACAACGUUGUCUCGAAUUCUGCUUGGUCAGAGUCGUGAUGGCAUUGUGUUCAGCACUGAUGACUAUUUUCACCAUCAAGAUGGGUACAGGUAUAAUGUUAAUCAACUUGGUGAUGCCCAUGACUGGAACCAGAACAGAGCAAAACAAGCUAUCAAUCAAGGGAGAUCUCCAGUUAUAAUAGACAACACUAAUACACAAGCUUGGGAAAUGAAACCAUAUGUGGAAAUGGAGGAAUAAACAUGGUGUAUCUCGAAAGAAGAUUGCUCAGAUGUUGGAUCGUUACGAAUACGAAAUGUCCAUCUCUAUUGUAAUGAAUUCAGUGGAACCGCCACACAAAAGCACACAAAGACCUCCUCCUUCACAGGGGAGACAGAGGUGGGGAGGAUCUCUAGGCUCACCUAAUCAAGUCUGUGUUACAAAUAAUCAUUAAGUUGGCUAUUUUCAGCUAACACAUUUGUUGCUUGCCCUUGAAAAAAAUUAGUGAGCCUAUCUUGAAGUUUAAAUAGUUUCAAAUAAAAAAAGACUACAUUGUCCCACAAGGGAUGUUCCCAGCAAGUUGUUUAAAUCCUAAGGUGUAAAUAAAAAUUAUAUAAAAUGGUUUUUUAAAUGUUUUUAUAGUUUUUUUGUUGUAAUUCCCUUGGUUAUUAUGAAAAUAUCUGAGUAGUGUGGGUAGGACCUAGAAUGGUUUUUCUACAACUGAAUUUUAAACUAAUUUUACCUAUUUUGUAGAUAAUGUUGAACAGUUUUAUAGCUCAUAUCUAAAUCUAACUUUGUAUAAAAUGCUAGUAAUUUUCCUUAACUACCUUUCCUACAUUUAAAUAUGUAAGAAAUACUAACUUUUUAUAGGCACCUCAGUUGAUUCCCCUAUUCAGUACACAGGUAAAAUUAUGUUUCUGCAGAUUCGUCUGUGUGACAAAAAUAUUUAUAAGCUAAUUAGAGCAUAUUGCUUAAAUUCUCCAUUAAAUACUAUAUAGCAGUAGGUAUGUCAACCACCUGCGUGGUUUUCUCCACAAUACACAUAUUCAUAAUAUAUCAUAUACAUAUUCAUCACUCUUCUCAAACCAUUGCCCUGCCCCUUCACACUCCCCAAUUCUGGAGUGGAUAAAUAGGGAGAUCACUGUAUAUUUAGAAAAAGCUCUUCAGGUUAUUCUGAUAAUAAAUCACUUUUCUCUAUUUAAUUUAACACAGUAUAAUUCUAAUAUUAAAAUUUUUUGGGCAGGUCCUUAGCAUUAAUUGUAAGAAGAUUUGUCCUGUAGGAUAUUUUAUUUCUUCUGGUUUUAAUUUUUCUGUAGGCCAACUAUAUGUCUCACUGGAGAGUUUUCUUUGUUAGAUUGUGUUCUGUCACUUAAAAUUUAAAACCUGAGAUGGAAUUCAUUUCAGAGAUUUUGUAAUUCAUCCUAAUCUUUGCUUUGCUCUUUUUUUAGGAAGAAACCCCAGCUAAUUACAUGCUUUUUAAAAAAUAAUGUUUUGAUCCUUCAAAUGUUUUACAUAAUAUUUCAUGGUCCAUUAACUGACUCCUAAACCAGCCCAUCCUGAACCUAAUAAUCUGCCUUUAUAUGUUGUUUAAAACCAUUUGCUGUUCUUUUCAACUUUACUUUAAAUGUUAUCCCACAUCUAUAUAUUACUUUUUAAGUAAUACUAAGUGCAAGGCACAAAACUAAAUAUAGCACUCUCAACAAGGUCUGUUUUACAUUGCCUUUUGUGAGAUAAGAAUAUGAUUUCUAUUUAUUUGUACUAUUCAGUGCUGUUUACAUUUGAAUAUUAUCUUGCUCUAUUUUGUUUAACACGUGUGUUUGUAUGUAUUUGUUCAUCUUAACUAAAUGUGAUAUAGUAGGAAUAUGCUAACCCAUGUUUUGUGUGUAAAUGUAUAUAUAUUUAUAUAUAUACACAUUUUCUUCAUCCAGUAUUUUCACGUAUUUUUUUUUAUUUAAGGGUAACACUUCUUAGUAUUUGGGCUUGCGUUUCCCAUUAUUUUAUUUAUCAUGUAAGUAGCACAUUUUGAGAAUAGUACAGAAGAAUUUAAUUUGGGGACAGAUGAAAAAUCUGUUAGAUAUAUAUACUAUGUGUUCCUUUCCUUUUGUCUUUAUAAAACUGUUGAGAGGAAUAGUGCUGUGAAUCUAUAGAUUUUGAUUAAUAGAUGCUUAAUAUCUGUUAAGCACAUUUUCAAGGAAUUAGAGAAUUGCCUUUGAAAGAUUAAUGUUAUAAGGAAGUAUGUUCAUGUUAGUAGCCUGAAAUAAAUUUCCAGAUUUUAUAAUGGAUCAAUUUCAUCUUUUAGUACUUCUGAGUACUUAAAUAAUCAUGUAGAGAUCAUUAAUCAUUGCUGAUUUUUUAAAUUAUAGAUCCAUAUUGAGGCAGGAGAAUUAAAUUCUGAAAGACUUUGAAGUUUUUUUUUUUUUUAAAGACAAAAUUAAUUUAAUAGUUCCACUAAGCAUAUUAAAUCAGUAGUUCCCCUCUUAGCAUUCUGGCUAAUUUUUUUAUUAUUUGAACAAUAACAGAACGAGCUAUGAAUAUGCAAUAAAAGAUACCAUAGUCACUAUUAGAAGUCAUUGCUUUGAUGUUAAAAAUCUAUAAAAAUAUGAAAUUUACUGAUUAAAUAUUUUCAUCAAAAUUUCUCUUCUAUUCAGAUAUUCUUUUUUUUUUUAAUUCAGUUAUAUUCUUAAUGGAAUAGCCCCCCAGUUGCUAUGCUAUGAGUAGUAAGUCUCUAUCCCAAAGAAUAAAGGAGGCAUUGGUCCUCAUAUUUAAAUAAGGUAAAAUACAUUUAGUUACACAGAAUGCAGCUUUGUUUUUUCAUAGGCUUGGUGUAAAAAUGCUUUUCCUUUUAAUAAGCAGAUUUAUAAUUUUCUAUGUGUCAUAAUCCUGCUAACAAAAAUACUUAUGUGGUAAUUCAGUGGAAAUUCUGGUACUGCUUUUUAGGUAGGAAUAAUCUUUAUUUUCAGUGUUCACUUUUUCCAAAGAAAUGUUAACUUUUUCAUAUUUUAUGUCUGUUUUAAAGUAAGAUUGUUUACAAAAGAUUGGGUUGUGUUCUGUUGGAGCAAUAGGGUGGAUUUAAGUAUUUGAAGUUUGCUGAUUUCUUGUCUAAUAUAGAUUGUGGAAUUUUCUAGUUUUAUAUAUAGGUAAGUUUUGAAAGAAUUCAUGAUUUCAAAGGACAUGAGAUACUUGUUUUGACCAAAUUCUAGUUUUUGUUAUUGCAGAAAUAUCUGAUUUUCUGAGUCUAGUUUUUUUAAGUAUUUAUAAAGAAAAUUGCUGGUGUUCUCUUCAGAAAAUGUUGAAGAAAUGUUGUUAAUACAUUAGUGCCUUGA
Messenger RNA from Leopardus geoffroyi (Geoffroy's cat), 4740 nucleotides. RefSeq names its product NEDD4-binding protein 2-like 2. The transcript has 5 exons. NCBI's taxonomy places the organism in Eukaryota, Metazoa, Chordata, Mammalia, Carnivora, Felidae. The record is from RefSeq and is a predicted model, not a curated record. Gene Ontology annotation, cellular component: nucleus. Bases 197 to 1678 code for a protein of 493 amino acids. Gene Ontology annotation, molecular function: transcription corepressor activity. Gene Ontology annotation, biological process: negative regulation of transcription by RNA polymerase II.